Messenger RNA from Podarcis lilfordi (Lilford's wall lizard), 8027 nucleotides. The record is from the annotation of a GenBank genome assembly. Lineage: Eukaryota; Metazoa; Chordata; Lepidosauria; Squamata; Lacertidae.
GAUGGAGGGGAGGCAAGCGGCUAGACAAACGAGCUGCCCGCACUUCCGGCAAAGGCUCGCUUACGAAAGGUAACCAAAUGGUGCCGCUUUGCUCUUCGGCACCUCUAUGGUGCCAUCCGCGGAACGCGAGAAAAGCGGGUUAAUGUCGACCCGCGAGCGUGAAAAAGGGCUUGUGUGUCUAGCGACGUUUUCCUUUUCUCUAUAUCUGGGGGGGGGCCCCGAAGCGUAUUAUAAACACGCACGCACACGUAUGCAAAGCAAAUUAUUUUUACUAUUGGAGAAUCGUUUUCUCUCCUAAAGGGCGAGAUGACCAUGGGUUGCCAUGGUUUUCAUUCUUGGUGACGUCACCGGAAACAGGAACAGGAAGCGGCCGGGGCCAUAGAGGCUGCGGGGCGAGAGCGUUUCCGAAGAGGCAGCGAGGACGUCAAAGGUAGGCGAUCCUAUUCAGGGUCUGUUCCGAGGGCCCAGCAGGUUUUGUUGCAGGGAAGGAUGAUUCUGAUUUGGAGGGGGUGGUAUUUUUGCCCCUCCCCACUGGCUCCUUCGCCUGAAGCUGCAGUUCCCCUCUUAGUGGCAAAAGCAACGAGUCCAGAUAUUAUAUCGUUCCUUUAUCUUUUUCUCCCCCUCAAAAUAAUGAUGAUGAUAAUAAUAAUAAUAAUAAUAAUAAUAAUAGUUAUUAAUUAGAUGGGACAAUGCGCAUUAUUACUUUGAUUCUCCCUCGCCUCAGUCCAAACCUCAAAGUGCUGCAUGUAAUGCCGAUUAUAUGCUAAAAAUGAGCUCUUCUUCGUGCUUGGAGCACCCUGCCUUUAGCCCUGACACCAGGCCUCCAAGCAGGCUUGACAGUGAGCAAAAGCUGAUACGUGAUCAACCCAGCAAGAAUGUUAUUUGGAAUACGUAGCAGCGGUGGCUUAGGAAAGCUUGAUGGCGGAAAGUAUCCUCUCCCCAAGCCUUCGAUGGGGUCUGUGGGUCAAGGGAAGAGAAGGAGAAAAGAAUGCAGUCAUGGGAUGCAUGAGUUGGAUUGAAAGGAGGGCCAGGCUGGCCUAAGAUGUUUUGCUGCAAUCAGUAAAAUAAUAAUAAUUCAUAAUAAUAAAUCUGUAAGCAGACCCUGCGUGUUGCGUCCCCAAUAAUCAUGGCAUAUAAUAGUACAGCAGAUAUCAACAACAAGGGGCUGUCACGACACUCACAAUAAGCUACUUCUGCCUAAUGGUACUGACAAUCCUGAGAAAGGAAUAGGAUCAGACUUUCAUAACUGUUAGGGAAGCUGAGAAUGGGGGUGCUUCGAAGGUGUCAGGGGAGGCCCCAUGACAGCUCAGAGACUGUAGUUUGGGAGAGCAGACUGAAUGUUUUAUCAGGUCUGUAGGUGGGAGACAGGCCAUUUAUCGGUUUAAAGGGCUAUUUGGUAAGAUUCCUAUGUGGAUUGUGAGGGGCAAGUUGAUUUGAGGAUACAGAGAAAUAGGUAAACGAGAAGCAGGGAAGUGUGAAGGUGGAUUUGUUAGAUGAUCAGAAAUACUAUUACACAAGUGAAAUGGAUAGUUUUAUCAGGGUGUGCAAGCUGUGUGGGAUUGGGACAGAGAAGAGUGUCUUAGGCUGCUGUUGACAUUUCAUCCUGCAUUCUAUAUGAUGCACUUCACGUUGUUUUGGAGAUAAGGAAUUGAGGCUGAGACCUUGCAAUUCAUCCUAAACCACUCCGGGAAUCUUUAGCUGACAUGAUCUACAAACCCAGGGUCCUCUUGGGUUCAUUUCAGUGUUAGCCCCUAACUUGAGAAAUGAUUGUUUUAUCAGAGCUGGAGAUGGGAAGGAGGCAGGGUGCAUUGGAGAAGCUUGUGAUUUCCUGGGAGUCACUGGAAAUAUGUGGAAGGGUCAAGCUGCUUAGGUCUUCAACCUCUGGUUGAGGUUCUCUUUUAAUGCCUGUCUACGCCUUCUGUUAUCCCUUAGGCAGCGAUGAGCACUCCUGGGGGGCUAGUUACCAACCGCGGACGGCGUUUCAAAUGGGCCAUUGAGUUGAGUGGUCCAGGCAGUGGGAGCAGGUAUGUACUGAACUGGAGGUCUCUACAUCGUCUCCCGGUGCAAGCAGUUAGCUUGAUUCCAGGGGUAGCUCUGUCUCUGGCAGGUAUCUGAAUUUAGCUCAGAUGUGACCCAUCCCUUUCUCUUGCCAGAGGCCGGAGUGACCGGAGCGGUGGCCAGGGAGAUACCCUCUAUCCCAUCGGCUACUCAGACAAGCAGGUGCCAGACACAAGCGUCCAGGAAACGGAUCGCAUCCUAGUAGAAAAGGUAGUGCAGUACAAGAAAUGGGGGGGGAGGCCACUGGAUCUCUUGGUUUUCUGUGCUGAGCAGAACACUAGAACCAGAUACCCUCUUCAUGUGAGUUUUGAAGAAGACAAGGUGAAUAUGAAUAAAGUUUGCUCUUUGAUUCUACUUCCUUUUCUCUUCCACCUUUUCAGCGCUGUUGGGAUAUCGCUCUGGGCCCCCUGAAGCAAAUCCCUAUGAACUUAUUUAUCAUGUACAUGGCAGGCAACACAAUCUCCAUCUUCCCCACUAUGAUGGUCUGUAUGAUGGCCUGGAGGCCCAUCCAAGCACUCAUGUCCAUCUCUGCCAGUAAGUGUGUUUUUAUCCCAAGCUCUCUUCAUUUCUUGCCUCAUGGGAUUUGUCGGUGAUCCCAGUUGAAAAGACUAUGCAUUCUGGGAAUUUGAGGGAAAUGCAGAAUAGUCCUGUACACAGCAACAGAAGGGAUGGUAAAACUGCUCCUGGUUUGGAUUGCAUCAGUGUACAUGAGGAAUUGAAGGAUUCCUCUGGUGAGGGAGGGUUCUUGCACGUGCAUAGCUAGACAUAAGGGGCAAGGUAUGGUGGUUUGGUGCAGGCAAUGGUUAUUCCUGUUUUUUCAUACAAUCCCCAAAUGGUCCAGGAACAGUUGUGUGAAUGAGGUAUGUGUGCGUGAAUUUAUCCGCUAGAGAUGCACAGGGUUGCUGCAAGAAUAAAUGUGGUAGGAAUUUAUGUACAGUAUAUGGCCCUGCAAACCUCUAGAGGAUAACAAGUAAUUAGGAGAAAGCAAUACAAAAAUGUACAAAUGUACAUUUGUAGUGGUUUGGACAUAAAAGGUGCAGAUCUCAGGGGUUCUUGCAAAUCUAUUAUUGAAGUUAAGCAAUCAUCUAGUGCCAAUAGAAGUGGAGAAUGCUAUGCACUGUGUAGUCUGUUUUAAAAUGCUAUACAUAGGCCUGGAGAAUUCAUACGCAGCCAGUUUCAUCUGAAGUGUGGGUGUUCAGAAGUAGAUUCUUCAGUAUAAAUACCUAAUGCUUGACGAACCUUCUGCUCACUAACUUUCCUCAAGGAAAUGCUCACUAACUUUCCUCAAGGAAAUGCUUAACUGGGUUCAUCCAUCUUCGUGCGACUGAAGGGUUAAUCUCUCUACGGCAGAAAUUCAUGUCUAGGUGAUAUUUUCUGUCUCUGUGGAUAGUUUUUCUAACAUGCUAACGGAUGUUAGUUAGUACCUUGUUUGACUAAAUAUUCAGAAGUGAAAACAGGCCAGCAAGCUGGGCCUGUGCUGCAUGUUUGUGGUCUGCCUCUGACUUAUUUUCUGCCGUCCCCACAGCCUUCAAAUUACUUGAGAGUUCAAGCCAGAAGUUCCUGCAGGGCCUGGUGUACCUAAUUGGCAACCUUUUAGGGUUGGCCUUGGCGGUUUACAAAUGCCAAUCAAUGGGGCUGCUGCCAACUCACGCCUCUGAUUGGCUAGCUUUUAUUGAGCCACCCGAGGUGAGUAUAAAGGGUCUGACAUUUUGAAGAAUACGUGUUUAUGAAUGGAGGUGAUCUUCUCCCUCCCCAAUCAGAUGACACUUUUUAAUUGUCCAUGGUGUACUCUAAAAGGCUGGGGGGUGGGGAUGUUUUGUACCAAUUUCCAUGGAACAAGACUUCAGUCCCUUCUGGAUUCUUAUUGCUACAAAAUCUCAGUGCUUAAAACUAAAGCAGUGAUGGUAGGAUGUUUAACAUUGUCUUACUUUGUCCCAGUGCUUGGGGGCCUUAUUUUAAGGACAGCGAAGCUAUGAUGCUGCUUGCUCAGGUUUAUUGACAACACUUCCUUCUUUUUAUGGCCAGCGCAUGGAAUUCACGGGUGGGGGUCUAGUGUUAUGACCCAACCCAGUUCCAGAAACCAACUGCUGCUUUAGAUGUCUGGAUUGCUACUGUAGAAUACUCAUCUGCCAUCGCUCCUAAUAAGACUACUGGGUCCUAAUUACGUGGUGGUGCUAUGUGGAAUAGCAGAUGAAGAUGCAGACAGAAUGUGAAAGACUGAUGUUCUCUGCCAAGGGAGGAGCAGAAGGCUUAUCCUGACAUGCUCUUUUCACCUUCCCCAUUGUGGUGAAAGCAGAAUAAAAGUGUUAUGCACAUGUGUUUUAAUGUUUACACAGCUUUCUUGAAAAUGGGUACAGGACGCUCUACAUGCUGAUAAAUCCAGCAUUCAUUUUCAUGUUACAUAAUGUGUACAUGUAUUGAUCAUACUUUGUGAUGGCAUACAUUCAGGUCCUUACACGCUCCAUUUAGAAAAAGAGCAGGUGCCAGGUGAACUCUAGUGCUGGAGAGCCAAGGACAGUAGCUAGUACAGAGCUAGAUGAGCUGGUAUAAGGAAGGCUGCUUCCUCUGUUCCACAUACCGUAUUUACAUGAAUGUAAUGCGCACCUGCGUGCUCUGGUCCAUGGGUUCACGAAGAGUUGGACACGACUAAACAACAAUGCACACCUUUUUGCCAAAUUAUGUCAUGAAAAUGAGGAUGCGCAUUAGAUUCGAUGGCAUAUUACAUUCAAGUAAAUACGGUACCUGACUCUUUAAGAUUCCAAUAAUAAUCUGGAAAAGGGCAUGAGGCACUUGGGGUAAGUGCCUUGAAAAUAUUCACAAUAAGGCACUAUUGUUUCAUACACAGCACAUAGGGGGCCCCUUCAAAUAUUCAUCAGAUGAAAAGGUAAAGUAUGUAGAAAAACCAUGCCUUUGAGUACCCCACCUCUGCCUGCCAAUUGUGCAUAGUUCCAGCAUCUGGAGAAAGCUAUGCAUGUAGAGGCCUGUGCAGAAAGGGUCCCUAACCUGACAGCAAUAUUGGGAGGGUCUCUGUGUUGCCAGAGGCAUGGCCCUGCAUCUCUUGUCUAGAACAGGCAGUCUCCCCACCUCCUAUGACAUGAGAACUCUGGACACAACACCUGUCUUCAGGAUUAAGCUUCGACUUAUUGCUCAACAUCCAAUCUGUUACCCGCUCCAAGCACUAGUCUAAUACCUCAGCUGCCGCCUCAUCCUGAUGGGAGAGAGAGCUGUAUGCUACAUUGAGUCCCGUCAGAGAAAAAGAUGGAGUAUAAAUAAAUAUAAAACUGUAUUUGUAGUAAAAGAGAGCUAGGUUCAUCUGCAUGUUGAUGAUACUUCAUUCCAGCUCUCCCAAUAAUGACCAACAUCGUAUAGAUGUUAAACAGCAUGCAGGUGAAGAUGGAACCCUGUGAGACACCACAUGACACCUCCCAUGGUGCUAAACAGUACCCUCCCAUAACUAUCGUAUUUUUCCGUGUAUAAGACAACCCCUAUUUCUUGGGACCCCAAAUUAAGGAAAUGGGAGAUUGCCCAGAGUUGCUGAGCUAUUUGGGGGGGGGGGAUGCCGACAGCUGCUCUGACCGCCGCUGCCAUUCACAUGCAUCACCUUUAUUCUGGCAAAUGUCAUCAACCAGGUCAGCCAAGGAAGUUUCAGUGUCAUAGCCAGACUAGAAUGGACCCAAGAAUAGGUAUAUAUGCCAGAAGCUAAUCAGUUAACAGAUUAACGAAAAUAGCGGGUAUAGACUGAAUGAAUGCGACAUAAUGAAUCAUCACAACUUCAAAAAAAGAAUUAUAUAUAAAAAGUUUAUUCUUUACAUAAUUCAGGAAGCAAAAAAUCACACCCCAAAACUUGAUGCUGUAUGUAAACAAGGUCAUCCCCCCCCCAAUAAAUUAAAAGACCUCCCCCAAAAUAAGAGGUGAGGAACUUAACAUGAACUUCCCUUUUAAAAUAAAAGUGGAGGAGAGGCUGGAGCUGAAUCUGCUUUAAGGCUACCCCCAAGAGGAGUGGUCCCUGCAUACUAUACUUGAGCAAAGUGGUGGGAGGAGGAGGAGAAUUAGACAUCCGUCAUUGAAAUUGGGUUGGACAAAACAGCACAGCACCUUUUCCAGUGUUUGCUUCUGUAGGGGUAGGAAGGACUUAUUUCCCAACACUCACAAAAAACAGCAAGUUGUGGGUCCUCAGUAUAGACACAGAUAGGGUCACAAUAGCCUUCUCUGGCCCAAGCUUGAAGGAAGAGAAGGUCAGCCACUUGGGAGCAGGGAGGGCAUGUUACAAAGGUCAGGAGAUAUUGCUGCUCUGCUUCUCUUUCUAUGGUUUAGAAAGGAGAGGCUGCUGUCUCCUUUUCCUCUCAACCUAUAACAGCAACCAGACGCUACAGAGAAGGACCUGGCAAAUUGGUUUAGCUUCCUUGCCCAGAUAGGAGUGUGAGGACCAUAGGGAAAAGAAAGUAGAACAGUUAUGUAUGUCCCUCCAUCAAUAUGCCACCUGCAGCCUGGCUUAAGAGUCAGCUCUUCCCCCCACACCCAGCCAACAAUUAAUUUGAGUUUUGGAAUCCCUCAAGGGAUUAGGGUAUGAGAUAAGUACUGUAAGAGUCAGUUCCAUCUUCCUAAAUGCUGUCCCUCCCCUUGAUUUCAAGGGAAAUAAAGCAGAAAGACUUUGGCACUGACCAGAAGAAAGUGGCACAAUGGAGGCUGCAUCUCCCUCCCUCUAGGUCCUCCAAGCAGCAAUCAUUUCUCCUCUUCUUGAUUCAACAAUGAAAUGUAACAGUCUCUGCAGUAGGAGGACCCUGUUGCUCCAUUUUUGUCAUGCCCACCAGAGGGCAGAAGCAGUAGUUAACUCUUAAGGUGGAAGCAACCUACGUUUUUGCUCUGUUUAAUCCCUCCAAAGUAAUACUUGCCUCACUAGUCCUACACUUUUUAAAGGGAAGAUCCAGCCAUCUCCCAGCCCAAUCCAGUCUAAUCUCCUUUCGUGACAAGCUUAUGCAGUUUCCGGCAUGUGCCUUUACGGAAGGCAUGGGGAAAUGUCAACUCUAGUCUCCAAAUAGGGGAAAUCGCCCCAUUUGAAGAACCCCAAACUGCCACAGGGAAAAAUAAGCAUAGGAGGUGUGACACUGAUAGCUGCUCUCCUUGGGAGAUCAAGUUGCAGGUGGUGACAGGCAGGAAGCAGAUGUCAAUUUGACAGAACAGAGUCUAUCAGGAGGAAGCCCUCCUCGCUCCCCUAGGAGUAGAUAGUGAUGACCUCGCUGCCACCACCCCGCACAAGCAGCACACGUUCCAGCCCCUCUGUUAGGACCUCCAGGAAUUCCAUAUCUGCAGUUAGAAGGCAGUCAAGGAAAUAGCGCUCUCUCUCUCUCAUAUACACACAUACCCCAGUCCUGUUGCCACUGCCAAUCCCUCUUGCAUCCCCGCAAAAGACAGGACCCUGAAGAAAAGGAUACAGUUCUCGUCACCAUCAGGAUUACGUGGUGGGCCUGGCAUGUUGAGCAGUACCAGCUUGGCAUCGUGGGACUUGUUGACUAUGACCUCAUUGAGCUUCACAGCUGUGUGCAUACGUCUCACGUUGGACUGGUCCCUGGGUCGUAGGAAGGAAGAGACAAAUUGUCACCAAGACCAGGCAUGCCUAUGGAUGUACACUUGCAGGAAGCUUUGGCUCAGAGAUCUGGCUUCUGGAAAACUGGAGAAAGCACUAAGACACAUAUGGAUUGGAGGAGGGAAUGGAUACAAUAUGGCAGCUGCAGCAAUCUAAGAGGCCAACAGGGUCUGGACCACACUGGAGAUGGGAAACAAACAGAAUGGCCUUAUGCUGCCAAAAUAGAAGCAGUGGAAAUAAUGUAACAUUUGAUGGUAUGGUUAUUGAAGCAGCUGGGAAUGUGAAGAAGUAUCAAGGACAUUUUUCUCUUUUGACUCCUAACCCUAAAGAAAAGUGUCAAAGGUGGUCUUGCCACAGAGAAGCAGAAGUGUGGAUGCUAGGAUUG